Messenger RNA from Emiliania huxleyi CCMP1516, 378 nucleotides. RefSeq lists its product as hypothetical. NCBI's taxonomy places the organism in Eukaryota, Haptophyta, Isochrysidales, Noelaerhabdaceae. Gene Ontology annotation, molecular function: U6 snRNA binding. The transcript is spliced from 3 exons. Gene Ontology annotation, biological process: spliceosomal snRNP assembly; mRNA splicing, via spliceosome; nuclear-transcribed mRNA catabolic process. The record is from RefSeq and is a predicted model, not a curated record. Gene Ontology annotation, cellular component: spliceosomal tri-snRNP complex; U6 snRNP; P-body. The annotation marks the transcript as partial.
AUGCUGCCGCUCUCGCUGCUGCGAACCGCGACGGGCAACCCGAUGCUCGUCGAGCUCAAAAACGGCGAGACCUUCAACGGCACGCUGGACUCGUGCGACAACUGGAUGAACAUCAAAUUGAAAGAGGUCAUCUGCACCUCUCGCGACGGCGACCGCUUCUGGCGCUUGCCGGAGGUGGUGAUCCGCGGAAACAACAUCAAGUACUUGCGGAUCCCCGAGGAGGUGAUCGACAUGGUCCCCGAGGAGGACCUCUCGAUGGCAGGCAAGGGCAAGGGCGGCAAGGGCGGCAAGGGCGACGGCCGCGGCCGGGGGGGCAAGGGCAAGGGCGACGGCAAGGGGCGCGGCGGUGGCGGUCGCGGAGCUGGGAGGGCGUCAGGC